Messenger RNA from Eucalyptus grandis, 1293 nucleotides. RefSeq names its product protein LIGHT-DEPENDENT SHORT HYPOCOTYLS 1. Gene Ontology annotation, cellular component: nucleus. NCBI's taxonomy places the organism in Eukaryota, Viridiplantae, Streptophyta, Magnoliopsida, Myrtales, Myrtaceae. Gene Ontology annotation, biological process: response to light stimulus; mRNA transcription. Bases 323 to 877 code for a protein of 184 amino acids. The transcript has a single exon. The record is from RefSeq and is a predicted model, not a curated record.
AACCCUAAUUAGCCGCGCCUCUCUCUCUCUCUCUCUCUCUCCCUCCUUCCUCCCUCUCCAAGAUCCUCUCUUCAUUACAAUCCAAAACCAUGCAAGAGAUUCUCGCAUCCCCUUAAAUCAACCACUCUUACACUAAUCAUUCUGGCUCACUUGGGCUGUCUACUUCUCCUUCAAGUGGAUUACUGUCCUCCUCUGAAUAAACCCAAGUGUCCUAAAAUCCUGUGCAGUACAAUGAAUAACCUCUUGCUUUAAACAAGCCAAGUGCUUCAUUAGUCUCUCUCUUAAAUAAGACAAACUAUCCAAGCUCCUACAUAUCACUGUUAUGGAACCAGUUCCAGAACCAGAUUAUCCCAUCUAUCACCACCACGAUCAUCAUCACUCACUCAGCAACACGGACAUUCCAGUUAACUCCAUCACCAGACCACCAACCACAGAUUCAUCAUCUUCUUCGACCCUAAGCCGCUAUGAGAACCAGAAACGCCGGGAUUGGAACACCUUCUGCCAGUACUUGGGAAGUCACAGGCCGCCGAUCCCACUCGCCGCAUGUACCGGCAUGCAUGUUUUCGACUUCCUCCGCUACCAGGACCAGUUUGGCAAGACCAAGGUUCACCACCAGACUUGCCCCUUCUUCGGCCUCCCGAACCCGCCUGCCCCGUGCCCGUGCCCGCUCCGCCAAGCUUGGGGCAGCCUGGACGCGCUCAUCGGGCGGCUCCGAGCCGCCUACGAGGAGAACGGCGGGGACCCCGGGGCGAACCCUUUCGGAGCUAGAGGUUUGAGGGUUUACUUGAAGGAAGUCCGUGACUAUCAGGCCAAAGCGAGGGGCGUUAGUUACGAGAAGAAGCGCAAGCGGCCCAAGGAGAAGGGGCCAUCGCAAUGAUGAGUUCUCUCUUGCCCUUAGUCUUAUCUUUGGAGACAGCACAGAACAGUUCACGGAGCAAAAGACAACGUAUGAUCAGAACUAACAGAUAUAUGCGCGUUUCAAUAUACUUAGAUGUCAUCAGUCUUCUUCGGCUUGAUCUCCGCUAAUUACUCGUGAAAGACAUGCGAGUCUUAUAAUGAAGACCCUCGAUAUGCAAGUCCCAAGUCUCUCGUAAGUACUACAUGUCAAAAUAUACCAAGUAAUUUCUUUAUAUUUCUAAUUAAUUUGGGUGUUCAAGUUACUGAAAAGAUGUGCUUUAAGUCUUUACCUGUCUUGGAUGAACUUUUUGUGCUGUCUCUGCAGAUAUUGGAGUGCAUGCUCAAUGAAUUUUUUUUCAGUUCUUCCAAUGCCUAUUACAUAUAUUAUAUAUGUUU